AUGGCAAGGAGAAGGCAAGCUGGCACCAUGGGCACCUCCAUCUUCCUGUGCCUCUUUGUUAUCCUGCUCAGCGGGGGCUCCCCAGCAGGAUGUGCUGGAGACAGCGGCUCUGCAUCCCACGGCACGGCUGGCACUGCAGGGAAACCUGUCCUGCUGAACAACAUCACAGCUGCCGAAGCCUUUAUCAGUGGUGUGGAAGUGGUGGUCGUUGGAUUCUUCCAGGAACCGGAGAGCCCUGAAGCGUCCCAGUUUCGUCUGGCGGCCGGCCGGAUCCCAGAGGUGCCCUUCGGCCUCAGCACCAGCCCCGCGGUCCUGUCCCACUACGGCGUCGCGGUGAACACGGUCACGCUCUUCCGCAGAGCAGACAAUGACCAGAGGGAUCUGGAUAUGAACAGCAAAGAUGUUGAUGCUGAGAAGAUGACUCGUUUCAUACGGAUGAACGAGCUCCGCCUGGUGACAGAAUACAACCCUGUGACAGCAAUAGGUGUGAUGCAGAGUUCGCUCCAGCUUCACCUCCUUCUGAUCACAGAUAAGAUGUCCCCAAAGUACCCCGAACGAAUGCGCAGAUAUCGGGCGGCAGCGGAGCUCUUCAAGGGGAAGAUUCUCUUUAUCCUGGUAGACAGCAAUUUGAAGAGCAAUGAACGAAUAGUGUCAUUCUUCAAACUGAAGAAGUCCCAGCUGCCAGCUUUGGCUAUAUUCUACGCACCAAAUGAGGAGCAAGAUGUGUUGACUCUCGUGGAAGUCUCUGUUGAGCGUGUACAGGACUUCUGUAAUCGUUUCUUACAAAGAAUGCAAAAGAAAGAAGAUGAACCUGAAGAGAAGGGUCUCAAUGAAGAACUCUGA
Messenger RNA from Gavia stellata (red-throated loon), 843 nucleotides. It is a transcript of the gene ERP27, whose product is annotated as endoplasmic reticulum protein 27. The coding region runs from base 1 to 843 and encodes 280 amino acids. The transcript is spliced from 7 exons. Lineage: Eukaryota; Metazoa; Chordata; Aves; Gaviiformes; Gaviidae. Gene Ontology annotation, cellular component: endoplasmic reticulum. Gene Ontology annotation, biological process: response to endoplasmic reticulum stress; protein folding. The record is from RefSeq and is a predicted model, not a curated record.